CUUCAGCAAAGAGAAAAGAAGAAAUCUCUCUCUCACUCUCUCUCUCUCUCUCUCUGAGAAAUCGGGCAAUGGCAGCGCCCGUCGUCCGAUUCCCGAUCGUGAUGGUGGUGAGGGCCAUGGGAGCCCUCAUCACCACACUUGUUCUGGUGUGGGCCCUACACUUCCGAGGAGGAAUGUCUCUCAUCUCCGAAAACAAGGAUCUCAUCUUCAACGUCCAUCCCGUACUUAUGGUGAUUGGGCUCAUACUUUUGAAUGGUGAAGGCAUGUUAGCAUACAAGACGGUAUCUGGAACCAAAAGUUACAGGAAGUCGGUGCAUCUCAUAGUGCAACUCCUAGCCUUCUGUUUGAGUGUGAUCGGUGUAUGGGCAGCUAUUAAGUUCCACAAUGACAAGGGCAUCGACAAUUUCUAUAGCCUGCAUUCGUGGUUGGGUCUAGCCUGUCUAGUCCUAUUUGGCAUCCAGUGGGGCCUUGGAUUUGCAACCUUUUGGUAUCCCGGGGGUUCAAGAAAUAUCAGAGCUGCCUUGCUACCAUGGCACGUGUUUUUCGGCAUUUACAUAUACGCCCUCGCUGUUGCUACCGCCACUACUGGUAUCUUAGAGAAGGCAACUUUUCUUCAAACCAAUAACAUAAUAUCGCGGUACUCAACUGAGGCUUUAUUAGUUAAUUCGCUAGGAAUCUGCAUUGUAGUUUUGGGUGGUUUGGUUAUACUUGCACUUGUCACUCCUACAACAGCCAAAGUUGAUGCAUACAGAGCCACAGAAUAGGAAAGUAUUCGAAUUGUUCUGACGAUUGAUUGGAAUUUAAGUUGUGUUAUUUGUAAUGGAAUGUCUAUGUAUCAGAAUAAAUGAUUCACGUUACCUUUUCA
Magnolia sinica is the source of this 865-nucleotide messenger RNA. RefSeq names its product transmembrane ascorbate ferrireductase 2. The transcript has 4 exons. The record is from RefSeq and is a predicted model, not a curated record. Bases 69 to 764 code for a protein of 231 amino acids. NCBI's taxonomy places the organism in Eukaryota, Viridiplantae, Streptophyta, Magnoliopsida, Magnoliales, Magnoliaceae. Gene Ontology annotation, molecular function: oxidoreductase activity.